Molecule: messenger RNA, 2428 nt
Organism: Anguilla rostrata (American eel)
Lineage: Eukaryota; Metazoa; Chordata; Actinopteri; Anguilliformes; Anguillidae
Product: heme oxygenase-like
Exons: 12
Coding region: 178-1803 (541 amino acids)
Biological process (GO): response to oxidative stress; heme catabolic process; heme oxidation
Molecular function (GO): heme binding; heme oxygenase (decyclizing) activity
Source: RefSeq, a predicted model, not a curated record
GAGGAGAGAGGGGAGGAGAGAAGCACAGUAUAAAACGGGCAGGACAGUGCUGAGAGAAGUUACUGUCUAAGUAUAAGGGCUUAUGGGGAGACGGCAAUCAUCAAUCUGACCGAAAAUCUCAGAUUUACAGAGGCACUUUGGAGACACAGCAACAAAAAUCUGCUCUCGUUUAUAGAGAUGGAGGAUGAUAAGAAGAGCAAGAUGGAAAAUGUGCACAGCACAGAUUGUGACCUGUCAGAACAGAUUAAAUCGGUCACCAAGGACAGCCAUGUGAGAGCUGAGAACACAGAACUCAUGUUGAGCUACCAGAAAGGACAGAUAUCCCUGCAGCAAUAUAAGCUCCUCCUGUGUUCACUGCAUGAGAUCUACAGAGCCCUGGAAGAGGAGCUGGACAGAAACUCCUCUCACCCUGGCGUCGCGCCAAUAUACUUCCCCCAGGAACUGGCCCGACUGGAGUCGCUGGAGAAAGAUCUUGAGUACUUUUAUGGCCAGAACUGGAGAGAGAGGAUCAUCGUCCCAGCUGCUACUCACAGAUAUGCACAGAGACUGAGACAGGUUGGCAAAGAGAAUCCUGAGUUCCUGGUGGCCCACGCUUACACCCGUUACCUGGGCGACCUGUCGGGCGGGCAGGUCCUGGGACGCAUCACCCAGAAGUCCCUGGGGCUGAGCGGCGGGGAGGGUCUGUCCUUCUUCUCGUUCCCCGGAGUGACCAGCCCCAACCGCUUCAAGCAGCUGUACAGGAGCAGGAUGAACAGCGUGGAGCUGAGCCAAGAGGCGAGGGAGGGGGUGCUGGAGGAGGCCGUCAGAGCCUUCGAGUGCAACAUCGAGGUGUUCGACGACCUGCAGAGAAUGUUGUCGCGCAACGGCGUCGCCGAGAAGGAGGCCGGCCCGCGGUGCAGACACGCGUCAGACGUCAAACGCCGCGCACCUCACGGGGCGGAGACGGAGAAGUGCGCGCGGGCAGGCGACGCCCAGAGCGGUGACAGUGACCUGUCAGAGCAGAUUAAGUCCGUGACCAAGGACAGCCACGUCAGAGCUGAGAACACAGAGCUGAUGUUGAGCUACCAGAAGGGAAACAUAUCCCUGCAGCAAUAUAAGCUCCUCCUGUGUUCACUGCAUGAGAUCUACAGAGCCCUGGAAGAGGAGCUGGACAGAAACUCCUCUCACCCUGGCGUCGCGCCAAUAUACUUCCCCCAGGAACUGGCCCGACUGGAGUCGCUGGAGAAAGAUCUUGAGUACUUUUAUGGCCAGAACUGGAGGGAGAGGGUCAUCGUCCCAGCUGCUACUCACAGAUAUGCGCAGAGACUGAGACAGGUUGGCAAAGAGAAUCCUGAGUUCCUGGUGGCCCACGCUUACACCCGUUACCUGGGCGACCUGUCGGGCGGGCAGGUCCUGGGACGCAUCACCCAGAAGUCCCUGGGGCUGAGCGGCGGGGAGGGUCUGUCGUUCUUCUCGUUCCCCGGAGUGACCAGCCCCAACCGCUUCAAGCAGCUGUACAGGAGCAGGAUGAACAGCGUGGAGCUGAGCCAAGAGGCGAGGGAGGGGGUGCUGGAGGAGGCAGUCAGAGCCUUCGAGUGCAACAUCGAGGUUUUCGAUGACAUACAGAAGAUUUUGAGUGUCACAGAGAAGGCUAACAUGCAACACAGAGAAGCAACACACAAUGGCUACAUCUCUCAUGGAGCCACGACGCUAGCCAAAACGCUGCCAGCCUCUCUGCUCUCCCCGGCCUCCCCUCUUCUGCGGCUCCUCCUGGGGGUCUGUGUCGCCGUGGCAACAGUCGGAAUGGGAAUGUACGCAUUUUAAAACGGUUUUUUGUUGUGAACGUUCUGUCGGCCAGUUAAAACAGUAUUAUGGGCAAAUGACGAAAUGGAGAACAUGUGCAAUAUGAGGUGCCUUGCGUCAUGCGCAAGGUGUGUAUUUUGAAGGGCAUUAAUGCUUCAUUCUUUGCAUAGGACACUACUCACCACUCGGUAUCAUGUGUGCCUCCAAUGUUGAUUCUUUUUUGCUAUUAUAAAGUUUUUACUGAUUACCCAGCAACCUCUUUGUUACAUGUAGCUACAGAAAUAACUGCAGUUUAAACUAAUGUCAUUUUUUGAAUGAUGUGCAAUUCUCUUCUAUAUUGUAUAUAUUUCUCCUUAAUGGGAAUACCAUUUUAUCAAUUCAGCAUACUGUAUGAAGGCAACAUUUUACUGUUGUUUUACUAAUUUUAUUUUAAGUCAGAUAUGAACGUGCGUUAUUUUAAUUUUCUCACCUUUUAUGAAGGCCUGAAGUAAAAAUGCAAUCAAGGUAUUUUUGAAAUACAUAAUGUACAUAUGAAAAUCUAAGACUGAUUACUCGUUCUGUUUACUAUUGAAUGUUGCAUUUAGACUGGAUCAAAUUCAGUAUAUGCAUUGACAUUUUCUAAUAAAGUAUUUUUAUUGAUUUAAAA